CUGUCUCUCCGUGUUCAUCUCGCGUGCAUAGCAGUCAGAAAAACACAGCGAAUAAGAGAAGUGAAUCAGAGAGAGAGAGAGAGAGACUAGAGAGAGAAACUAGAAAAAACCCCUUUUGACUAUUGCGCCUUCGUUUCCAUUUUUCCGUUGAUUCUUGCAACCAAAGCCUUAUUUUCUGAUCUGGGCGGUGGUUCUCUUUGUGAUCAACCACAAAACUCAGAUCUUUUUCUGUUCCCCGAUUCGGAUUCGAGCACCCAGUUGCGUUUCUCUUUCUGGGUGUUCAUUUUUUCGACCAAAGUUUCGGUUUUGCAGAGUGGGAAAGUAUAUAUAUAUAUAUAAAAAAAGGGGAUUGGUUUUAUCUGGGUUUCACACAGAUUGGCCAAUCAUGUUGACUUUAACAGUGUGGUUAUGAAGUAAUAUGGAAGUGCUCCUUACACCCAUAACUCAAGAACAACAACAAGAACAACAACAAGAACAUGUCGUUUUACAUUGGUCGCGAGGCUUCAAAGCUAUGGAAGAGAAUUUGUGCAGAGACAACCACAGAGCUCAACCUCCUUGCAGAUAAUUGGAAGUACCUUCUCGCUGGUCUCGUUUUUCAGUAUAUACAUGGUUUGGCUGCCCGAGGCGUUCAUUAUUUACAUAGGCCUGGCCCUAUUCUACAAGAUGUUGGAUUCUUCUUUCUUCCGGAGCUGGGGCGAGACAAAGCUUACAUCAGUGAAACUCUAUUCACCAUUAUCUUUAUAUCCUUUGUCUUGUGGACGUUUCAUCCUUUCAUAUUGAAGGGCAGAAAGAUAUAUACAGUUCUAAUAUGGUGCAGAGUUCUAGCAUUCUUAGUUGCUUCUCAAGUUCUGCGCAUAAUCACAUUUUAUUCUACACAGCUUCCUGGUCCAAACUACCAUUGCCGUGAGGGUUCUAAACUUGCCACAUUGCCUCGUCCAGAUAGUGCCUUUGAAGUCCUCUUUAUUAAUUUUCCACGAGGUAUUGUAUAUGGAUGUGGUGAUUUGAUAUUUUCAUCACACAUGAUCUUUACUCUUGUUUUUGUGCGUACAUAUCAGAAAUAUGGCGCUAGAAGGAUUAUAAAGCAGCUAGGGUGGUUGCUUGCUGUGAUUCAGAGUCUUUUGAUAGUAGCAUCUCGCAAACAUUACACGGUUGACAUAGUUGUUGCCUGGUACACUGUUAAUUUGCUGGUAUAUUUUAUUGACAAGAAAUUGCCAGAAUUGCCCGAUAGGUCAAUUGCAGCUGCAAGCCUGUUACCAUUGAGCACCAAAGACAAAGAGGGCUGGACCAAAGAGGAGAACCACAAGCUAAUGAAUGGGAAUUCUGGAGAUCCUGCAGAUUGGAGGCAGAGAACUCUAGUGAAUGGCAAGAUUAUGGAAGAUGGCAAUACACUUCAUGCUGACUCUGCCAUGAAUGGUGCAUAGAAAUAGGAGCCUCCACUGUACAAAUUGGAUCCACUGCAAGACUCAUGUGGAAAAGCUGCGACCCUUCAAUUAGAAGAUUUUGUUGCCUGAACGUUCACUUGUUAAUUCUCAGAUUAGUAUCAUGAUUUGUAUUAGUGAAAUUGAAACUGGGUUGUACUUUUCAACAUUUUGCAGCCCUGAUCCGUUGCAUGGUUAAAUUAACUAGCAUCAGCAUGUGCCAUAGAAAAUUUUCCAUUCCCUCCUAUCUACUACAUCAUAGAUACCAUGUGCAUAUUUCUGCAAAGUCCAUUUUUAUUGGUUUAUUUUAUUCUCCUUUGCACUCACAUGGCAACCUAGUGAUCAGUGCUAUGUAAGGAUUCUAAUGUU
This is a messenger RNA of Gastrolobium bilobum, 1787 nucleotides long. Its product is annotated as phosphatidylinositol:ceramide inositolphosphotransferase 1-like. The transcript has 12 exons. The coding region runs from base 477 to 1421 and encodes 314 amino acids. The record is from RefSeq and is a predicted model, not a curated record. NCBI's taxonomy places the organism in Eukaryota, Viridiplantae, Streptophyta, Magnoliopsida, Fabales, Fabaceae. Gene Ontology annotation, molecular function: sphingomyelin synthase activity; inositol phosphoceramide synthase activity; ceramide cholinephosphotransferase activity. Gene Ontology annotation, biological process: ceramide biosynthetic process. Gene Ontology annotation, cellular component: endoplasmic reticulum membrane; trans-Golgi network; Golgi membrane.